Molecule: messenger RNA, 1083 nt
Organism: Penicillium argentinense
Lineage: Eukaryota; Fungi; Ascomycota; Eurotiomycetes; Eurotiales; Aspergillaceae
Exons: 1
Coding region: 1-1083 (360 amino acids)
Source: RefSeq, a predicted model, not a curated record
AUGGCUACGACCACGCGCCAUGACUGCCCCCAGGGCUUCGCUGAUGAUGACUUUGCCGUUGAGAAUUAUGACAACUACCCUUCCAGUUUUUGCAGCUUGGAAAACGAGAAUCUGUUUCCCAGGUCCAAGUUUCCAAUGUUUCGUGAGAGGGAUACUCCUGACUCGCACGAAGCCUAUGCGCUACUACGACCAGCGCUCCUUCUUACGUCCCGAAUAAUAACGCAAUGCUCUCAGACAUUUGCCCUCUUUGUCCGCCGUCGACACCCAGGCUCACCGGACGCAUGGCUUGGGGCUGAUGCCGAGCUCGAACUCUCAAAGGAAGAGAUCACUCUAUGCAUCCAGCGCACUAUCCCCAAUAUCGACUUUGACCCCGACAUGGACCCGGAUUCUUCCUCGUUUGCAACGACGACCUUAUUCCCAGACCGGCCGUCGGAUCUCAUCAUCGUGGACUACAAUCUUAUCCGACUGCUUAAGAAUUCGGCUUCGAGUAAUAGUCAGAAAAUGGCGGGUCUAGUAUUUCUAGCAGUCCUACUCGCUCACGAAUUAGCCCACGUUUUAGAGUUCCGCAGCAUCAGGGCCGGUCGACUACGGUCUGAUGGUCAGCCUUUUGAAACCCCUGCUGGCGUAACUUGCCGCGAGGCCGGCACUGCUUGGGAAAUUCGUGCAUUUGGAGGCCGGGUUUACCCGGUCUGUCAACUUGAGAAUUCCUUGGCCAAUAUGCGUGGUUUAUGCAUCAAAAGUACCGCAUGGGAUUUUGAUAUGAUGAAAGUGAGUGAGAACUGGAUUCGUCAACUUUUCACCGAGUCCCAUUGGACUACCGUCCAGCUGCCCCUCCGACCCCCAAUUGACAAAUACGCACGAUACGCACUUCUUGAAGAUGAACUGAUUGAUUGGCGGCGUGAUCUAUUCACGAAACAAAAGGUGCGCAGUUCAGACGUACGGGUAGAAUCGGGAAGCCCUCACAAGAAGCCUCGGUCGACUGGGCCGCUCAAGACAUGCGGAGGCAAGAGAGUGCAGAUGGGGCCGGAAGAGGAUCAGAGUGAUCUCAACCGAGUCCAUCCCGGGCGAGUCCCAUUUCGAUGA